CGGCUGCUCGACCGGCAAAUUGACGCGCGAGCCAUCCGCUCCUUUGAGAAGCGCAGCGUGCAGCAGCGCUUCUCGAAUUUCAACGAGCGGGUCAAGUGCGACCUCUUUGCGCCCCCGAGCGGGAGUGAGCAGACGCCGCACGGCGUCGAGCACCUGCGCGAGCGGCGGACUUGCGUGCUCGAGCUCGUCGUGGCGGGCGGCCUCAUCUUUGGGCUCGCCGACUCGGGCAUCUGCUGCGGCUUUGACAUGGACAGUGGCCGGCGAGUGAUCCGCUCCUUGUUUCACAACAAGUCGAACAGCACGCUCAUCAUCGUCUCUCCGCAGGGUCGGUCCGACAAGCUCUUCGAGUCCGAGUCGCUCAAACACCCAGGCUUCGUCGAGUUCGACGACGUCAACCAGAAGGUGCUCACCUUUUGCUCCCUCCGCGCGAGAUACAAGGUCUGGUCCAUGCUCGACCCGAAGCGAGUGAUGUUCGACCUAGCGGACCGGGACAUCGAGGAGAUCAAAAUCUCGCCGGGCAUCAUGCUGCUGGUGUCAAGAUCGUCGUCAUCGAGCAGUUCAACCAAAAGCUGCUGCUGCAGCAGGCGCACGCGAGCCUCUGCGCGCCGCCCGACCCGCGGGACACGUCCACGACACGUCCCGCGACACGCGCCGCAGGAGGGGGAGCCGCUGCUCAUCAUCGACCUGCUGUCGAACGAGACCGUCACCGUGCCGCAGGAGCGCUUCCAGACGCCGUUCGCCUUCAUCUUUUUGUACGAGCACCAGUGCUUCCUCUCCUUUCGCGACUCUGAGGUGCUGCUCUGGAACUUCCGUGGCGAGAAGGUGACGACGUUCGCGGACCACAAGCUGUGGUUCCCCGCCGCGGUGCACGACCACACCUCCAUCAUCUUCAUCACGCAGACGCAGGACGUCAUCAUCUCCCUCUGC
Molecule: messenger RNA, 927 nt
Organism: Emiliania huxleyi CCMP1516
Lineage: Eukaryota; Haptophyta; Isochrysidales; Noelaerhabdaceae
Exons: 5
Source: RefSeq, a predicted model, not a curated record